Saimiri boliviensis boliviensis (Bolivian squirrel monkey) is the source of this 5260-nucleotide messenger RNA. The record is from RefSeq and is a predicted model, not a curated record. NCBI's taxonomy places the organism in Eukaryota, Metazoa, Chordata, Mammalia, Primates, Cebidae.
CGCCUCGCUUCCUGCGUAGCGCACAGCAGCGCCUUGCAUGGCGGGCCAGCCCUGCCCUCGCGUGCUUGCUGACCAGUUGCAGAGGCCAUCGGCUCCCGGGAAACACCUGGCCUCGGGCCGGGAAGGCACGCCGCGCUCUCAGAGCUGGGCUGGAGUCGGUGCUCUUGGCGUCCCUGGCUCGGGCAGUAGCGGGCUUGGCCCCAGGGAGCGUUGGAAAUGCUUCGACCCCCAUUUUUGCCCGAACGGAGACCCUCCGGGCAUUCACGGUCCGGCCUUCUACAGCCGCAGGGGAGCCGCGGCCUCUUGCAGGGCGCUCCGCGCGGUCCCCGACUGCCCCGAGCCGAGGAGCGGGCUAAGUCCGGCUGAGCUCCUCAUGCUGCCACCCCGCCACCCCGACUUCCCCGGGCGGGCCUGAGAGCUCCUCGGGGAAAUUCAAAGUACUACAGGAACCAACGUUUGCAGAUGCUCUCCCUGCGCCGCGACCACCCUGCGCUUGGCCUGGGCCUCACGGAGGCGUCCAGAGUGGGCUCGUGCAGGCACAAGGAAGAGGGUGCACCCCGGCCGAUCCCUUCUCGACCCCUGGAAGUGAGCUGGCCGGGCCGGGGCUUGCAGACCUCCGGGAGCAGCUGUGGGGCUGAGCGGCGACCAGGGGGCCAGGCCCGGGCAGAGGACUGCGAGGACCACCGCGGCAGGCGCAGUCGGCGGCGUCCAGGCUCGCGCCGGCGCGGGGAAAGGCUCCAAAUUGGGCAAGCGGUGAACGCAGCUCUGCGCAUGUGCAGGAGACGCCGGAGUUUCACUUCGUAACUUUUAAGUGGUCGGAACACGCCCGGCCCGGCCACGUCCCGCCAGACACGCCGCCGCCGCAGCCCCAUGAGAGAAAGUCGCCACUUGCAUUUCCUGGAGAAGGAAGCCAAGGCACAGAAUGGUUAGGCGGCUUGUUUGAACUGCGUGCUGCUGAGACCUUAACGCCAGAGCCUGCUCUGAGCCACACUGCCUCUCCUUUCAGCAAGGGGCUGUGUCAUUCCCUUUGUGCUCCAGGAUAGAGGAAAGUGUACAGGCUGGUACCCCAGGACUCACUGCUCAGGAAGGCCCGGCAGGAAAUGAGUGUUGGGACUGAGGCCUGGCAGCUUGGAAGUUGGCCGGGGCUGCUUUUGCCUUUGCCAGAGACAGCUCCAACUGAGGACCCCUCCAACGGGCCCUUUGGCAGUUCUUCCUUCCCCUGGCGUCUGGUGUCCGUGUGUGAUUGUCCGCAGCACUGAAGGCCCAGGGCUUUCCCAGCGCACACCCCACCAGCACUACCAGAUCUGCCAGUGGCUUCUGCAAGAGUGAUUUUCCCAUCACGAGUCCUUGAGGCUGGAGGAACUUCAGGACCUCUUAAGCCAGCAGCUGCAGCAACUUCUGUUUCUCUCUUUCUCCAUGUCACCCCGUCUGGGUAUCUGCCUGCUGUGUCCUGGGGAAGACAGGCGCGAUGACAGACUCCCCAUUCUUGGAGCUGUGGCAGUCCAAGGCGGUGACCGUCCGUGAGCGACUGGGCCUCGGGAACCAGCCCAACGACUCCUACUGCUACAACUCGGCCAAAAACAGCACCGUGCUCCAGGGGGUCACCUUUGGUGGCAUCCCCACUGUCCUGCUCAUAGACGUCAGCUGCUUCCUGUUCUUAAUCUUGGUGUUUUCUAUCAUAAGAAGAAGAUUCUGGGACUAUGGCCGCAUUGCCCUGGUGUCAGAAGCAGGCAGUGAGUCCAGAUUUCAGAGAUUGUCAUCGACUUCCUCCUCAGGGCAACAAGACUUUGAAAAUGAGCUGGGAUGCUGUCCCUGGCUGACUGCGAUCUUCCGUCUGCACGAUGACCAGAUCCUGGAGUGGUGUGGGGAGGACGCCAUCCACUACCUGUCCUUCCAGAGGCAUAUCAUCUUCCUCCUGGUGGUGGUCAGCUUUUUGUCCCUGUGCAUCAUCCUGCCCGUCAACCUCUCGGGGGACUUGCUGGGCAAAGACCCUUACAGUUUUGGGAGGACGACAAUAGCAAAUCUGCAGACUGACAAUGACCUCCUUUGGCUGCACACCAUCUUCGCCGUCGUUUACCUCCUCCUCACUGUGGGCUUCAUGCGACACCAUACUCAGUCCAUUAAGUACAAAGAGGAGAGCCUGGUGAGGCGGACCUUGUUCAUCACAGGACUCCCCAGAGAUGCCAGGAAGGAGACUGUGGAGAGCCACUUCCGGGACGCGUAUCCCACGUGUGAGGUGGUGGACGUCCAGCUGUGCUACAAUGUGGCUAAGCUAAUCUACCUGUGCAAGGAGAGAAAGAAGACAGAGAAGAGCCUGACCUAUUACAGGAACCUGCAGGUGAAGACAGGCCGGCAGACCCUCAUCAACCCCAAGCCCUGUGGCCAGUUCUGCUGCUGUGAAGUGCAGGGCUGUGAGUGGGAGGAUGCAAUCUCUUACUACACGCAGAUGAAGGACAGGCUGCUAGAGAGGAUCACAGAGGAAGAACUCCACGUCCAGGACCAGCCCCUGGGAAUGGCCUUCGUCACCUUCCAGGAGAAGUCUAUGGCCACCUACAUCCUGAAAGAUUUCAAUGCCUGCAAGUGUCAGAGCCUUCGGUGCAAAGGUGAGCCCCAGCCGUCCUCCCAUAGCAGAGAGCUCUGUACCUCCAAGUGGACAGUCACCUUCGCUGCGGAUCCUGAGGACAUCUGCUGGAAGAACCUCUCUAUCCAGGGCCUCCGCUGGUGGCUACAGUGGCUGGGCAUCAACUUCACUCUCUUCCUGGGGCUGUUUUUCCUGACCACACCCUCCAUCAUCCUGUCCACCAUGGACAAGUUCAAUGUCACCAAACCCAUCCAUGCGCUGAAUGACCCGAUCAUAAGCCAGUUCUUCCCCACCCUCCUGCUCUGGUCCUUCUCGGCCCUGCUCCCCUCCAUCGUCUACUACUCUACACUGCUGGAGUCCCACUGGACCAAGUCGGGGGAAAACCAGAUCAUGAUGACCAAAGUCUACAUAUUCUUGAUCUUCAUGGUGCUGAUACUGCCCUCCCUGGGUCUCACCAGUCUAGAUUUUUUCUUCCGGUGGCUCUUUGACAAAACUUCCUCGGAGACCUCCAUCAGGUUGGAGUGUGUCUUCCUGCCGGACCAGGGCGCCUUCUUCGUGAACUAUGUCAUCGCCUCAGCCUUCAUCGGCAACGGCAUGGAGCUGCUGCGGCUGCCGGGCCUCAUCCUCUACACCUUCCGCAUGAUCGUGGCCAAGACGGCUGCCGACCGCAGGAACGUCAAGCAGAACCAGGCCUUCCAGUACGAGUUUGGAGCCAUGUAUGCAUGGAUGCUGUGUGUCUUCACUGUCAUCAUGGCCUACAGCAUCACCUGUCCCAUCGUUGCGCCAUUUGGCCUCAUCUACAUCCUGCUCAAGCACAUGGUGGACCGGCAUAAUCUCUACUUCGUCUACCUCCCGGCCAAGCUGGAGAAGGAGAUCCACUUUGCUGCUGUGAACCAGGCCUUGGCGGCUCCCAUCCUGUGCCUCUUCUGGCUCUACUUCUUUUCCUUCCUGCGCCUGGGUCUGAAGGCCCCUGCCACUCUGUUCACCUUCCUGGUGGUGCUGCUCACCAUCCUGGUCUGCCUGGCUCACACCUGCUUUGGAUGCUUCAAGCACCUCAGCCCUCUGAACUACAAAACAGAAGAGCUCACAAGCGACAAAGGAAGUGAGGCAGAGGCCCACGUACCCCCACCGUUCACACCCUAUGUGCCUCGGAUUCUGAACGGCCUGGCCUCGGAGAGGACGGCGCUGUCCCCGCAGCAGCAGCAGACCUAUGGUGCCAUCCACAACAUCAGCGGAAGUCUCCUGGGGCAGAGCCCCGUGGACAAUGUGGCUGCUACCCCCCAGGAGGCCUGAGGCCGGGUCCCUCUGCUCUGAAAAGAUGCAACCAGAAUGGCCUGGGGCUCAGGCCCUUGGCUGAGUGGGAACGUGUUGGGACUCCCCUGCUGAGCCAUUGGGUGCCGAUCUUUUCUGGUCCCAGCCAUGGUGAGGGGAGUGCUUGCAGCCUCUCCCCUCCCUUGCUCCCCCCAGUUACCCGCGCCCCCCACCGGCAAAAGCUUCCAGCUCUGCGGCUGGGGGGACAUCCCCAGUGGUUUAUCGCCAAAACCAUGUGGUGGACUUUUGCUCCCCAGACUGAUGAGUCCAGGAGAAUAUAUGGAGAGAGAUGUAACCAGGGGAAGGCCUCCUCCCUUCUGAGCACACACUGCCCACUCCCCUGUAGGCACACACAUAACUGAUAACCAAAGAGAUGCUGCAGUCCAGUCUGAGGUCUGGCUGGACGUCCAGCUCCCCACUCCAUGGCCAGCCCCUCCUGGCUGCACCCGGUCCCUAUGAGUGAGCCAUGGGGAGCGGGCUGAGAGGCAGCCAGUGUUCCUGCAGCUGUGCACACACCUCCGCAUCCUGUAGGGUUCUGUGUUUUUGUAUCAUGUUGUCAGGGACACUCUGGCCGGGUCAGGGUCACCCCACAGGCAGGGACAAGGACCAAAGUGCCCAUUAGACCACGGUUAAGAUCCAGCCUCUCCUACCUCUUGGGGGCUGACUGCAUGAGUCCACAUGUCCAGCAGGCUCUGUGCAGCACUCCCCACUCCCUCCAAGGUGGGGGGCAGUGCUCAGGGCCUCCUUAGAGUCAAAGGACAGUAUGGUCGGCACACAGGAGGGGGUGCCUGGGCUGGGUGCAAGGCCAUCCCACUGCCCUUGAGCUGAGGCUCUGGCAGGAAGGAGGGGCUGUCCCUCAUAUCUACAGGGGAUGAUCACUGGGGAUAGGAUGUAACUGAUCUUCUGCCUGAGAAGCUUCCUCCCUGCUGCCUCCAGGGGGCACCAAGGCGCAAGCCUGUGGGGUGGGGACAGGAGGGGGUUUGGAAGAGCAGGUUCAGCCUCCCUGCAGCCCAACCGGACCAGGGCCUUGGUGCCUCUGCAGGCCCUGCCUGAACCUGUCUGCUGGUCUUGUGGGCCUGGGCCUUCUCACUCGGGGACCUCUGGGCGCUGAUUUGCCCCCAUGGUGUGGCCAGUGCUGCCCCUGCUCCAUGCCACCCUGGCGCUGGAAGGGGUGGGUGGGCAUUUGCCAUGGGUCGGGUGCAGCAUAGCCCUGGCCAGCGGCCUCAUCCCCAGCUGGCUUCCCGUGCCUUGGCCAGCAAGGAGGGGCCUGCCAGCUCUGCUUGGACAAGGGGUCCCUUGUGGCAUCGGGGUACGCUCAUGUCACUGGGUUCCAGCUGCUGUUAGAAAUAAAAGCCAUUUAUCAAGGAA